Molecule: messenger RNA, 5116 nt
Organism: Amborella trichopoda
Lineage: Eukaryota; Viridiplantae; Streptophyta; Magnoliopsida; Amborellales; Amborellaceae
Gene: DMP2
Product: transmembrane protein, putative (DUF679 domain membrane protein 2)
Biological process (GO): endomembrane system organization
Source: RefSeq, a predicted model, not a curated record
GUUAUGGUGUUGGUAUUAGCCUUUAACAUGCAUGUAAAACAACAUGCAUGUUCAUGAUCUCGUAUCUGUUGAACUUAAGGUCAGAACUGCACUAAAUAUAUUUUACUUGGGUCCGGUGUUGGUAUUAGCCUUUAACAUGCAUGAAAAAGAACAUGCAUGUUCAUGAUCUCUUAUCUGUUGAACUUAAGGUCUGAACUGUGCUAAAUAUAUUUUAAUUGGGUCCUACAAUUAGCAUCUUUAGGUUUCGUCUCAUAUUGAAGAAAAAAAUAACAUGUUAAGAAGUGAUUGUUUCAAUGCCCUUUUUUUUCCCGGACUUGCAACUGCAUUUUCAGAUUUUGAUUCUAGUUAAUGAAAUUAUCCAUUCGUCAAAAGGUUUUCACAUAUCGCUUCUAGAAAUUUGGCUAUUCGCUGGCAAUACGGGUAACAUUUUAAUCAUGCACAAGAAUGGUCUAAAAAUUCACGAGUGCUUUAAAGUUUCAUAAUGGUUGUAUCUGGGAUGUACUAAUUUAUGGGUAGCUGGAGUCACUUUUUGUAUACUAGUUCAUGCCUUGUAUUUCCAAUGAUGACAUCAAAGAAGACGCUAGGUAUUAUGAAAUGCAUUAGCUGGUGCAUUUUUGGUCAGCAGCCAGUUAGAAAAUGCAUAACCAUGGAUGUCAGGUGCAUCGACAUAUGUUUCAUGCACCAUUGAGGUUUGUGUUAUUUUAUGCUCAUGCUUGAUGUCUUUUUUUGGAGUUAACGACUUAAAGGACUCCCAAGUUAAAAUCAUAAAAGAGCUUCCACGUUCAGGAGUAAUGAAUGUCCAAGAACAGCAGCCUAUGUUCCUUAUGGUCAAGUUUUAGUUUGGUACAACACAACAAUCUCCCACUAACUGCAUUGAUCAUCUAUAGAUGCUAAAAUGAGUCCCAUUAUUGUCCAUUCGUACAAUGCGCAUAAUUUGGUAAGCGCUCAUUUGGCACCACUAGGAUAUACGGGGAGGCCAAAUACCCAUCUAUGAUUUGUCCCUUCUUUCCAUGGCCAAGAUCACAAAAUCACAUGUCCAAUCUAUCCAACUCUACUAACUGAUUAAAGAAAAUUAAAAAAUUCUAUUUAUCUGUACUAAAUCUCCCCUCAUCUAUGGCAGCCUCUUGGACUGACCGUCACAUGACAUUCAUAGCAUUGAGAGAUUUUGUUUGUACUGUGCUCUUUUUUUCUUGCUAUUGAAACUUAAACUUAGCCUCCCAAUUUUGACUCCGUAACUAUCUCUCUGUAGGAUGCAUUUCCAAUAUUCAACUAAUGCUGUCCAUCGUGAAGUCUCAUGAUUCAGCCUAUUUUGAUUUAUAUAAAGAAAGAAGCGAGUAACCACAAAUGGACAUGUAAAGAGUAAUUCUCCGCUCUUCUUUCUCAACUAACCAAAAAGAAAAGACAAAACUGCUGCAAAUAUAAUAUACUAAUAAGAUAUUAUGCAAAACAAAUCAUGUGAUUUAAUGAAAUAACUGCUCUUUUAGAAAUAAAGAAAGAGAAGAUCACUGAAAGUAAGAACCCUUUUAAAGCAAGAUGUGCUGCUGCUGAUAUGUAUGGCUUUCUGUUUCGCAAUAUUUAUCUCCUAGUCUAGCAUAAUGUGGUGACUGAUAAACUGAUUAUACAAAUAGGAAUAACCAUGGUGGAAACUACUUGGGUAAGUUGUAAACCAAUUUUCAGUCAAGUCCUCUCAAAUGUUUACUAGGAGAGACACCUAAAGAGCUGUAUGGCUUCUCUCAGAUUUUCUUGUGUACCUUAGAAUUUUCAUUCUCUAUUUUUCUUAUUCACUCUUUGAGACGUGGGAAAGAUACUCACCAAGAAUUUAUCAUCUGAUGGUAUUUUAACAACUAUAAACAGAGAUGGUUGUCAUGCUAAAUGGGUAUCUGGCAAUGUGCAUUUCUGAAUUUUGGGUUUUAAUUUGUCAUUCCCCUGUCAUGUUUAUGAUUUGUGGUUAAGUUGCAUACUUAAUUUCCACCCACUGACCCACCUAAACAAUCAUAUUUCUUUAAGUGAAACCUCAUCCUUUUGAAAAUUAAUGUUUAUCAUUAAUUGAACACUGCAUAGUAAAAGUGCGCUUCAUGUGGAAUGAUGUUGUAUGUUCAUUCAGGAGCAUACUGUAGCACAUGGCCUAGUUAGUCUUGGUCCAAUUUGGUUGCUGACUUGGGGAAUUGUAUAUUGUGCUUGCUGGUGAGCAUGCUAUACAUUCCCUUGAGUUUUUUUUCAGUAUUACUCAAUUCAUGAAAAACCAAAAAAAUAAAAAUAAAAAAAUACCGAAGUCUUAAGUUUGAAUUGCUUUCGGGUCUGUUCUAUUUCCUGCCAAAAUUACAAUUUGGGCCUAUUUGGAAAUUUCCCACUCUCAAAUUGUCCCUUGCCCCGUUUGAUUUCCACAAUUUGCGCCCCUCUGGCUGCAAAACUCCAUCUUCAACAAAACAAGUCGGAGUUGUUUUGCUACAGUUUUCCUGUCACAUUUGUUGGGGUGGGCUUUCAAGGUAAGAAAGAGGUGUCAACUACCCUGCUGCAUCUCUAUCUACAAGAUGCGGAACUCCUGGUGCAUCUCUUUCUCUCUCUGUCAGUGUAAAAGCUGGGAUACAAGUGUUGGGCUAUGUUAAAUUAAAAUGUGAUUUCCUUUUCUUUAUUAUUUCUAACUUGUUUGUUCUGAUUGUUCUUUACAAUAAAGCUCUCGUUACUUCUUUUGCUUUCUUACAUGUAAUUAUUCAAUGUUUUACAUGCAUUGGGGUGUCAACCUUCAUACUUGACAAGUAUUUAGAAUUGACUUUAUAUAUAGAAACUAACUGGUCUUGAGAUAUAAAAGAUGCAUAUUUGUUUGUCUCCAUUUAUCUGGCAUUUGGUUCGAAAUGUGAUGCCAAAGUUUGUAGCAUGUCAUGAAAACAAUGUUGAAUUUCUUCCCUUUCAUCAAGGCAAGAUAUUUAUUUCAACAUGAUUGAAGGUGAUUUUCAUACUUUUUGAGGCAAAUCGUCCGUGGUAUAAGUAAGAAACUUAAAACUUGAGAUCCUUUACUUUAUACUUGAUUAUCAGAUAUUAUCCAUGAAUUGCAAUUCACAUGGUUCCUGUUUUUUACGGUUUGAUACUUGAGACUUGGCAAGAUGAGCUAGACUAACUUGUGUGCUGGUUAGAAAUAUAUUCAGGGGGGCAAGAGUUGAUGAAAUAGCUGGAAGUGAGUGACAUGGGUGAAUAGAUGAAAUUACAGCAAGAAAUUAAUUAGGAUACCAGUGGCCCUAAGCAGAAUUUUGAUCAGAGCUCAUCAUGCAUGAGCUCUGAUCAAAAUUAUGUGCUCAAGUAUUCAUAGAUCUAUUUGGCCUGCCGAAUUUAUGAGCUUUAUAUUCCAUAUAAUAAGGCAAAAAUAAAUUUUCAGAUUUUUAGGGUGUUGUAAAGGUUUGUGGCUUCAAAUGGCAUUUUCUGGUGGUGUUGAGGUUUAGUCUUAGUUUUUGAUGUGAAGGCCUAGGGGUGACAACGUGUUGGGUUCUAUUGGACCCGGACCUGGACCUAGACCUGAAUAGUAGUUAGGUCCAGAUUUUGGACCUGGAUCUGACCUUUUGGGUCCAAAAUUUGGACCCAUACCCCGGACUUGAGGUCGGGCCUACCCGUCGGGUCUCGGGUGUAGUUGGGUCCAUUGCCACUUAUGAUUGAGGGUUUUUUUUUUUGCUAUUUUUUUUUUUACCAUCAUAUACCCAUAUUAUUGGCAACGUUUAUAGUAUUGCACAACAUCUAUGAAUACCCACAUGUACUUGCAUUCUUUACCGUUUUAUGUAAUAAUUGGAAAUUCUUAAGAAACAAACAUAUUGGCAACAUUAUGAAUACCCUCAUAUACCCGUAUUAUUCAGGUUGGGUUUGGCUAGACUUGGACCCGAAUACUAAGUUUUGAACCUGGAUCCGAUCUUUUGGGUCUAAAAUUUGGACCCAUACUUGAAUUUGAGGUCGGGUCUACCCAUUGGGUCCCAGUUCUGGUCGGGUCCAUUGCCAUCCCUAAGUGAAGCUUUCCUUAGCUACCACUCCUCUUUUAGUUUUCAGUGAGCCACUUGAAUGAAAUAUAAAUCUUAGAAACAAGAAAUUAUGAAAUUCCAAUCAUAAAAAAAUCAAACUAUUCUUGAAUUAGUUUUUUUUUUCUUUUAAGGAACUUGUCCUAAUCCAUUUGAAAAUGACUCUUUAUAUUUAAUGAACUUUAAAAGCUCAAGUCAACUUACAAAUGCUUGCCCCUUAAGGCCAAGACUGCUUCAAAGAGUGCACCAUACACAGUGCAGACACUAACGUACAAGCAAAUCCAAACUCACCCACACGUUUAAAUUCGCCUUAUAAAUCUUCACCAACCAAAGAACCAAUUAACAACAUAUCAGAGAGAGAGAGAACCAACAUCUUUGCAAGAAGUCACCAAAGCCCAAAUGGCUGACAAAACAGCCUCAUCAUCUAGCACCAAGAAGGGUUCAGGCUCGGCGCCUGGGGUCAUGGAUCGGACCAUAGCAGGUGCGGUCAACAUAACUAGGCUCCUACCCACCGGCACGGUCUUAGCCUUUCAACUUCUCUCUCCUCUUUUCACCAACAAUGGUUAUUGCCACCCCAUCAACAAGUACUUUACUGGUGUCCUCCUCCUCUUUUGCAACUUCUCAUGUGGCUUUGUUUGCUUCACUGAUAGCUACACUGGCAAAGAUGGCAACACUUACUAUGGUGUUGCCACGCGAACCGGGCUUUGGACCUCAAGUUCGGAUCCGGACUCGAGCUCAUUAGACUUCUCAACUUAUAAGGUUGUGCUUGGUGAUUGGGUCCAUGCGGGGUUUUCAAUCCUUGUGUUUGCUGUCGUGGCCUUGCUAGAUCCCAACACUGUGAAUUGCUAUUAUCCUUCGAUGGGGACGGACCAAAAGGCGCUCCUGAUGGGCUUGCCCCCUGCUGUCGGGUUUCUAUCAUCAAUUGUUUUUGCUUUGUUUCCGAACCGUCGCCAUGGCGUUGGCUAUCCGGCGCAAAGCUCCACCACCUCUCAGUGAUCUCUCUCUCUUAUCCUAUGUUUUUAUUCCGAAACAGAGAGAAUAUUCUUGAAUAUUGCUCUCUCUAUUAUACGAUGUUACUAUGAGAACGAGAGAGAAUAGUAUUAUAUAUUGCUAAUUAAUUA